AUGUCCUCUGCCGUCGACAAUCUCGCCGACAACUUGGCCAACGCCAGUAUCCAAGACCCCUCGAGCACUGAUCAACAAGACAACGUCCUCGCCAGUGCUGCUGAAGGUCGUCGGUUGUACAUUGGGAAUCUCGCAUAUGCGACCACUGAGGGGGAGCUCAAAGAGUUCUUCAAAGACUACAAAGUCGAGUCUACCUCCAUUCCUGUCAAUCCUCGGACCGGUCGUCCUGUCGGAUAUGCCUUUGUUGAUCUAGAGACCGCUGAUGAAGCCGAGAAAGCCAUCAACAAUCUUUCUGGCAAAGAGAUUCUGGAGCGAAAGGUCUCUGUUCAAGUUGCACGCAAGCCCGAACCUGCUGGAGAUCCUGCCACCGGAGCAAAUAACACCACUGAGCCAACAAGCGGUGGUGAAGGCCGGAAGCGAGGAUCUGGCCGGGGCCGUGGGCGAGGCCGUGGUCGUGGUGGCCGAUCUGCCCGUGGCGGUCGUGCUGCUACUGGUGAGAAUGGCGAGACUGCAGAAGCUGGCGCAAAUGGCGAGGUUCUUCCUUUGACCGAUGUCACCAACGAGGCCAACAAGGCUCCCGCUGCCGAGCCCAAGGAACAGAAGCCCCGUACUACUCGUCCACCAAAGCAGCGUGGUCCUCCUGAAGAUGGAAUUCCAUCCACUACCAAGGUCAUGGUUGCCAAUCUACCCUAUGAUCUCAGCGAGGAUAAGCUCAAAGAACUCUUCUCUGCAUAUGAACCAACCUCUGCCAAGAUCGCUCUUCGACCCAUUCCCCGCUUCAUGGUCAAGAAGCUCCAAGCACGCAACGAGCCUCGCAAGGGUCGUGGUUUCGGAUUUGUCACGCUUGCAUCGGAGGAACAACAGCAGAAAGCUGUUGCUGAGAUGAACGGCAAAGAUAUCGAAGGGCGUGAAAUUGCCGUCAAGGUGGCCAUCGAUAGCCCCGGAAAGGAGGAAGGCGCCGAGGAACCCAAGGAGAAUGGCGAGAAUGAAGAAGUCGCUGCCGCUGCUUGA
Messenger RNA from Endocarpon pusillum Z07020, 1011 nucleotides. RefSeq lists its product as uncharacterized. Lineage: Eukaryota; Fungi; Ascomycota; Eurotiomycetes; Verrucariales; Verrucariaceae. The transcript is spliced from 4 exons. Bases 1 to 1011 code for a protein of 336 amino acids. The record is from RefSeq and is a predicted model, not a curated record. Gene Ontology annotation, cellular component: cytosol. Gene Ontology annotation, molecular function: mRNA binding.